AAAUCCCUUCAGAUAAAGCCGGCCUGUUCUCCAUCUGAAUAUCUUCCACCUCGUCCUUCUCACUCAAGAUGAAUCCUCGCUGGCUGCCGUCACUGUUUCUCCUCCUCAUUACUACCGCCCUCGUACGCGCCGACUGUUCCAGCGACGUCGAUAUCUCCAGCCAGAGCGAUGCAGACAAGUACCUCGCCGACUGCACCGCCUUCAAAGCCAACAUCGUAAUCACCUCGUCGGCCUCGGGCGCCAUCUCUCUCUCGGGCAUCACCUCCGUCAACGGCGACAUCACCGCCGCCAAUGCCUCCAGUCUCACCUCGCUCAACGCCUCGUCCUUGACGACCGUCAGCGGCUCCAUCACCGUGUCCGGCUGCGACACCCUCACGGCCAUCUCCAUGCCCACGCUCAAGACCAUCGCUGCCAGCCUCAUCAUCGACGGCAAUGCCGACCUCUCGACCCUCGACGGCUUUGACGAUCUCAAGGAAAUCAAAGGGAAUCUUAACCUGACGGGUGCUUUUGAUACUGUCUCUUUCCCCUCGUUGGACAAGGUAGACGGCAACGUCGAAAUCUCCAGCUCAGGCUCCAUGUCCUGCUCGUCAUGGAAAACUCUCUACUCCAACAACGACAUUUCCGGGUCCUACUCGUGCAGUACAAACGGCAAUAGCGCCAGCAGCAGCAGCAGCAGCAGCAGCAGCAGCAGCAGCAGUAGCAGCAAUCACAACAAUCACCAUUCAAGUUCUCUCUCGGCAGGCGCCAAAGCAGGCAUCGCAGUCGGCGUCAUCGUCGCCGUCGUGAUGCUCAUCGUCGUCAUUCUGUGGUAUAUCCGGAGGAGGAGGAAUGAAGCAUUAUACAGCAGUGUUGCAGUUCACGGUCCUGAUCCGGAAAAGACAAUCGCUACUUCUACUACUCCUGCUAAUACCACGACUUUCGCUGCCGGUGCUAUUCCUACUACUUCUCCUGCUGCUGCUCCUGCUGCUGCUACUGCCACACAAAUCAGACGCAAAACUCAUCCGAAUGACCUCCCCAUGCUUGACGGCGGAGAUGUUAUGGAAGUGCCUGCUUCGUCAGGGGAACGGUUCUACGAGUUGGACGGGGGGUUGAUUCGCGGAACGCACCAGCGGGCAAUCAAUGCUGAAUAGUAUACUUAUGAUAUGAUAUGAUACCCUGAAUAUGAAGAUACGAUAAUUGAUAAAAUAAUAAUAUUGAAUGGUAGAU
Penicilliopsis zonata CBS 506.65 is the source of this 1206-nucleotide messenger RNA. RefSeq lists its product as hypothetical. The record is from RefSeq and is a predicted model, not a curated record. Lineage: Eukaryota; Fungi; Ascomycota; Eurotiomycetes; Eurotiales; Aspergillaceae. The transcript is spliced from 2 exons. Bases 69 to 1130 code for a protein of 353 amino acids.